Messenger RNA from Botrytis cinerea B05.10, 1270 nucleotides. RefSeq lists its product as hypothetical. The transcript has 2 exons. The coding region runs from base 51 to 1223 and encodes 390 amino acids. The record is from RefSeq and is a predicted model, not a curated record. NCBI's taxonomy places the organism in Eukaryota, Fungi, Ascomycota, Leotiomycetes, Helotiales, Sclerotiniaceae.
GAAGAGAUCCUUAGACAACUUACAUACAAAAUAAUUCUCUCCUUAUCAAAAUGACCGGCGAUACGUUGAUCAUCGAUGCAGAAGGGGACCUAAUUCUCUUAUUCAAUCCAGAAGAGUGUUCACCGUCUCAGACAGAUGAUGUCUGGACUGAUGCCGAUUCAUCAGAAGAUGAUUUCAAGAUUAUAGAUGAGCCAUCAAAUGCGGUGUGCAAUAUUCUGAUCAAGACAACGGAUAUCUCGCCAACCAAUAUAUCUGUUGAAAAACCAUCCGAGCUAAAUGAUACUUCUUGGGUCGAAUUAAAGCAAGUUCGUAUGUUAGUAUCAUCUAAACAUAUGUCAAUUGCUUCACCGGUAUACAAAGAUAUGCUCAAGGCAGGCUCCCCAGAAGGUAUCGAGCUGAAGAAAACUGGCAAGCUCGAAUUGUCCCUUCAUGAUGACGAUUCAAAGGCAUGGAACAUUUUACUCAACAUCAUACAUGGACGUUUUCGAUCUGUUCCUUUGGACAUUAGUUUAUCUAUGUUCACGCAAAUUGCACUCUUAUGCCACAAGUAUCAAAUGCAUGAGGUUGCUUAUGUAUUCACGCCAGCCUGGAAGAUGUCAGCUGGUCACGAAUCCGUGUCGGGAGAAGACAUACCUCGCUGGAUCUUCAUAGCCUGGGUUUUCAAUAUGGCAGAUGUGCUUGAAGAGAUCACGAAAGGCAUUGCUCUCAAUUAUACUGGAAAUGGAAUCAAAAAAUUGCUUAGCAUCACUAGUCUACCGAUUCCACAACUUAUUACAGAUCAACUUGAAAGUUCUCGCGAGCACGCAAUUGGUGAAUUGGUUGAAAUGCUUGAUUACACUAUAAAGCGAUAUCAGGAUAACAGCUCGAAAUGUUCGAUUGGAACCAGAUACGGUGAAGGUAGAGAGCCUCACCGUAAGCACUGUGAUGCAAUGAUACUCGGCAUGUUGGUAAAAGGUGCGAUUGAGCAAGAGAUCUACCCACUUCCUACAAGACCAUACAAAGAGUGGUCGUUCUCUAUGUUGGAAAAAAAGAUGAAGUGUAUCAAGCCGACUUCUUUGUGUGCUGCCAUGUCAUUGAUUCCAGAUGACCAUCACGAUCAGGAUCAUGGGAUCUCUAAUAUUAUAACGUCAUGGAUCAAAAAUACCGAACAACAAAUCACCGGGCUUCAAUUAGCAUGUUUGAAGGAAAAUGCAUCACCGGAAAUUCAAUGGCCAACUCGAUAAGAGUAAAAAGGUUCCAUCUUUCAUGAUCGAAAUGAUAGAAAUGAUCA